Molecule: messenger RNA, 5182 nt
Organism: Salmo salar (Atlantic salmon)
Lineage: Eukaryota; Metazoa; Chordata; Actinopteri; Salmoniformes; Salmonidae
Source: RefSeq, a predicted model, not a curated record
UCAGAUUUUAAACCAUACUGCUAACCUUAUACCGAACCCUACAUUAAGACAAAAAAAGCUAAUUGUUUUCAUGAAUUUUAACGAGAUAAUCAAUUUUGACUUUGUGGCUGUGGUAAUUAGUGGAAACCGGACCCAGCGUUUUGUAUAAAGGUGUCUUGCUGGUUGUUUCAAUCGUAGUUGUGUAAAUUCGGUUUCCGGAGCCAGUAACUGUUUUUGCGUAGCUUGCCACUUUCUGUAAUAGCAAGAGAAGACCGGUCGGCAUCUAAUAUGCUGGAAUAGCGCUUAAAUUAGCUUUUGUAAGGAAUGUUUGUUUAAAAUCUUAACAGACAAACAUAGGUAACUUAUAAUGUAACAGUCGCUUGUUAGCCAUCUCAUGCUAUAUAUCGUCAACAGCUAACCCUUGCUUGUUAUUUACCUGCGUGCUUGGCUAGAUCUAUGAGCCUGCUGGACACCAAUACGGACCUAACGGUAGAUUUACAUUUUGUAAUUGAUAUGAUUUUUAGUUCAUCACUGUAGCUAACUGAAUAAUUUGGUUGUCAUGAUAUGUGUGGGUGUAAGUCCGGGGAAGAAGUACCCGGAAGGGAAGAGCAGCUGCCGUUUUAUGGGAACUAACUAACGUUAUUACUAAAGAUAGUUAAACCUGUAGCUAACGACUAGACAGCGUGGGACCUGGCAAUCAAGCUUUUUUUAAAGGAAUAAAUGUUUCGAAAAAAGAAAGCCCAGAACUGAUGUAGCAUUGGCACAAUCCCCACCACCACAGCCAAUCUGUCUCCACUACCUCCGUCCAGUCCCCUGGGCCUUGUCUGUAUGCCCUUAGAGAGACCUGUCUGUCUGGGCUAUCCAGAGCAAGGAGGGACAACACAGCCGAGACUGACCCACCAGAACUGACUGUUCUACUCUGGAGGUUCUAGACACCACCACAACGCCCUACAGAUAGAGAGCCCAGUUGGAGGAUGCUACCUGAUUGGUCUCCGUGCUGAGAGGGGAACCAACCCGAUUGGUCUCCCUGCCUGCUCAUCCAUCAGUGGGGAAACUGUUUUGGUUUGUGCUGCAGACGUCCUUUAACCUGGUCCUGGGACACGCCUGUUCUGUCACUCAGCCAACACUGGUGUCACAAACCAGCGGGCUCUCUCUGGGACUCUGUAGUAGUGUUUUUUUAUUAUUAGAAACAUUUCAGGUUGGUUUUGGAGCCCGGUUCUUUUACCGGCUUUGUUAACUACUGAAACUGGGGCGCGAUUCAUGGGAUGCAACCAUGUCGGAUCUCAAUGAGCGUAGGCCAGUCAACACGGACUACGCUGUAUCCCUGCUGGAGCAGCUCAAGCUGUUCUAUGAACAGAAGUUACUGACUGACGUGGUGCUGCUGGUGGAGGACAACGAGUUCCCCUGUCACAAGAUGGUCCUGGCCACAUGCAGCUCCUAUUUCAGGGCCAUGUUUAUGAGUGGUCUGUCUGAGAGUAAACAGAGUCAUGUUCACCUGAGGACCGUGAACCCAGCCACCCUGCAGAUGAUCAUCACAUAUGCCUAUACAGGCAACCUGGCUAUUAACGACAACACCGUGGAGCCCCUCUAUGAGACGGCAUGCUUCCUCCAGGUAGAGGACGUACUGCUGCAGUGCAGGGACUACCUGGUGAAGAAGAUCCACGCAGACAACUGUGUCCGGAUGCUGAGCAUCGGAGACCUGUUCUCCUGUGUGGAGCUGAAGCAGAGCGCCAAGCGCAUGGUGGAACACAAGUUCUCUGUAGUCUACCGUCAGGAGGCCUUCCUUCAGCUGUCCCACGAGCUGCUGGUUGACGUACUGAGCUCAGACAACCUCAACGUGGAGAAGGAGGAGACGGUGAGGGAGGCAGCUAUGCUGUGGCUGGAGUACAACAUGCAGGCCAGGUCCCAGUACCUCUCCUCAGUGCUCAGCCAGAUCCGCAUCGACGCUCUGUCCGAGGUGGCGCAGCGCGCCUGGUUCCAGGGCCUACCUCCUAACGACAAGUCUGUCGUAGUGCAGGGCCUCUACAAGUCCAUGCCUAAGUUCUUUAAACCCCGCCUGGGGAUGACCAAGGAGGAGAUGCUCAUCUUCACGGAGGCGACGUCAGAGUCGCCGGCUGACAUGGGUCAGGUGACGACGGGCCCUAACCACACGGUGGUGUGUUACAGCCCGCAGGCUGAGAAGGUCUACAAGCUCAGCAACCCGCCCGGCGACCUCCAGAAGGUUGGGACGCUCGUCACACCCGACAACGACGUGUUCAUCGCCGGCGGGCAGAUCCCGCUGAAGAAGUCGAUCGCCAACCACGGGAAGAGCGGCGGCAAGAUGCAGGCGGUGUUCCGAUCGGUGGACAGCUUCUUUUGGUUCGACGCCCAGCAGAACACCUGGUUACCCAAGACGCCCAUGAUGUGUGCCCGCAUCAAGCCCUCUCUGGUCUACUGUGAGGGCUACAUCUACGCCAUCGGGGGGGACAACGUGGGCGGGGAGCUGAAUAAACGUACUGUAGAACGCUACGACUGUGAGAAAGACGAGUGGGCCAUGACGUCUCCUCUCCCCUGCGCCUGGAACUGGACCACGUCCGUAGCGGCACACGGCUGUGUCUACGUGAUGACCCACGACCUCAUGUACUGCUACUUCCCCCGCGCUGACACCUGGGUAGAGAUGGCCGUGAGGAAGACCAGUCGCUGCUUCGCCUCCGCCGCUGCCUUCGGUGACCUUGUCUUCUAUAUCGGCGGCCUCCACUUGGUCAACAACUCGGGUGUCCGCAUGCCUACCAGCACCAUCGACGGCUCCUCGGUCACCGUGGAGAUCUACGACGUCGGCAAGAACGAGUGGCGCCUGGGCGCCAACAUCCCUGCCAAGCGUUACUCGGACCCGUGCGUGCGGGCUGUGGUCCUCCUGGGUUCUCUCUGCAUCUUCAUGCGUGAGACUCACAUGAACGAGCGUGCCAAGUACGCCAUCUACCAGUACGAUCUGGAGCUGGACCGCUGGUUCCUGAGGCAGCCCGCGUCUGAGCGGGUACUAUGGGACCUGGGGAAGGACUUCUGCUGCUCCGUGGGGAAGCUGUACCCAUCCUGUCUGGAGGAGUCUCCAUGGAAACCACCCACCUACCUGUUUUCUCCCGACGGGGCCGAGGAGUUUCAGGUGGACGGGGAGAUGGUGUCUCUCCCUCACAUAUAACUCUUGACCUUUCACCUCUGGACGUGUUGGAGGGGUGGGGGGCUUAACUACCACAGUACUGAGACACUAAGUGGGUUGAUAUCUGGAUCAGAGGCAUCUGACAAUUACUAGGCUUGCUGCAUUUUAAAGGCUAUUCUGCCUAGCUGCCAGGCUGUUGCUGACAAGCAAACAGUCAAGACAUUCAGAAUGUUGGAGAGAAACGAAAAACAAUUCCCCUCCAAAAUACUAGGAUUUGAAGAUCACUUUCUGUUAUUGCCAGUUCUGACUUUAUUAUCACAAGUCAACUGAUGUUUGUGGUGAUGACGAACUUACAGGUGAAAGUCUCCUUGGAAUAAUGAUGGAAAACUGUACCAAACCCCCUGUGAUCGCCAGCUCUUCUCAACACUGUUUUCAAUCCACGUGUCUUUCCCAAAUGGCUCCCUAUUCCCUGUGUUGUAGGGCACUACUUUUGACGAGAGCCCUAUAGGCUUCUUGUGAAAAAAUACGUGUUUUUAUAUAGAAUUGGGGUGUGAUUUUUUUUUUUUUUUUGGGAUGCACCUGGUAUUGGAACAUCCCAGGGGACAGGGUCUGGGGUGUCGCAGUGUGAAGGGGGAUGUGUGGGAGAGGGUUCUAGGUGGUGACUGCAGGUCCUGUCACUAGUUGUCUCUUCACCGCUCUGUCCCAGACACCCACACAAAGCCCCUGUCUCUCCCCUGGUACACUACUGCCCAUCUAGCUUCUCUCCUAGGUUUGCGUCCACAAUGGCUCCCUAUUCCCUACAGAGUGCACUACUUUUGACCAGGGCCCAUAGGGCAACCGUACGCUUGUUGAGCUCGCCCAUAGGGUUCUGGUCAAAAGUAGUGCACUCUGUAGGGAAUAGGGAGCCAUUGUGGACUGUAAUGAGUCCAUCUCUCUGGACACAGGUCUUCCACCCAGCCAGCCGGCAGUUUACAGGACAGCAUCAUCACUAGCUGACCUCGUCUCAGCGUAGUGAUGGGAGGAUUUAUGCCGGCUCUCUUUUUUUAAUAUAUUUUUUUAACACGGGUGGAUUUUUGCAACAAUACACCACCUUCACGCGCUCUCUGUUCCAUCAACAAUACACCACCUUCACGCGCUCUCUCUGUUCCAUCAACACCACACCUCCUUCACGCUCUCUCUCUGUUCCAUCAACACCACACCACCUUCACGCUCUCUCUCUGUUCCAUCAACACCACACCUCCUUCACGCGCUCUCUCUGUUCCAUCAACACCACACCUCCUUCACGCGCUCUCUCUGUUCCAUCAACACCACACCUCCUUCACGCUCUCUCUCUGUUCCAUCAACACCACACCUCCUUCACGCUCUCUCUCUGUUCCAUCAACACCACACCUCCUUCACGCUCUCUCUCUGUUCCAUCAACACCACACCACCUUCACGCUCUCUCUCUGUUCCAUCAACACCACACCACCUUCACGCUCUCUCUCUGUUCCAUCAACACCACACCACCUUCACGCUCUCUCUCUGUUCCAUCAAUACACACCUUCACUCACACCUCCUUCACUCUAUCAACAACUAUAGAUUUUUGGGCUCAUGCGUUAUUUCCAAGCUGCUGAAAUAAAUAUACUAAAAUAUAUAUUUUUCAUAUCUUUAAGAAAAGCAACUGUUUUAGAGUGGGGAAAAUAACCAGGUUCUAUUUUGUAUUAGUGUAUUUAAUAUCAGACAUUACUGUAGUGUGAUUGUGUAUAGGUCUCCACCCCCUUAUCUCAUUUUUACAUUUUCUUGUGAGUGAAAUAUUGGACUCUUGCUGCUGAUUGGGUCUGAGAAGGAAAGAGGGCUGGCCCAGGGCUGUUGCUAUGGGAAUUGUCCCAGCAACCACUAGCCGUAGUGGAAACGGAACAAAAUGGAGGGUGGUUGAGAAGGAGCGGACGGAGCUGCGUCCUGUUUUCAACUUUAAAACAUGAGCACAGGUGCUUCAUGACAAACCUAACUAGCAUGUUUGGCUGCAUCAUGUUCCUUUGGCACUGUAUUUUGAAUGAACAUUUUAAUUUAUUAAAAGGAAACAUACCGAAA